Helicoverpa zea (corn earworm) is the source of this 7303-nucleotide messenger RNA. It is a transcript of the gene chp, whose product is annotated as chaoptin. Bases 316 to 4299 code for a protein of 1327 amino acids. Gene Ontology annotation, molecular function: protein binding. Lineage: Eukaryota; Metazoa; Arthropoda; Insecta; Lepidoptera; Noctuidae. The transcript has 25 exons. The record is from RefSeq and is a predicted model, not a curated record.
GAAUAAAACAAAUAGCGUUCGAAUUUCAAAAUUUUAUUCGAAUUGUGUAUUUUUAUUCGAACUAGAGAGGUGCCUGUUUUUUUAUUGAGUGUUCAGUUAUUUUUUGCGUAUUUAAAAAAUUGGUUCUGGAAUUGCGUUGCGUUGCGUUGCGUAUUUUGGAUGUGAAUUCCCUAGGGGUCGUUUUCCCUGGGAGAGCAUUGCUAUAGCAACGAAUUUACGUCAAGUUCAUGGGCGGCUGGUGCAUUUUCGCUCGAUAAUGAGUAGUUUUGGAGAUUGCUGAGUUUUGUUUAGUACCAACUUCGAAAAGAGAGUUUGAUGGCGUUUAUAAAGUUCGGGUAUGCGCUCGUGGUGGUGACCCUGCUGCUCAUGAUAUGGGCAUCCCUGUCGAGAGCAUUGGAACUCCACGUAGACACAGGGCAUCCACCAUGCCUGUUCCAAGCGCUAUGUUCCUGCUCGAAGCCAGCUGGGGACCUGGGCAUCGUGACCUGCAAUCACGUUCCGAUCCUCAGGGUGCCAGCCACUAUCAACAGCUCGAAGGUCUUCAUGCUGCAGUUGACUGGCAAUCAGAUCAGGGAUUUGGAGCCACAGUUCUUUCAAGCUACAGGCUUGUACCGGCUUGCAAUUAACGAGAACCCGCUAGAGAGUGUCCAUGAAGAGGCGUUCUAUGGGCUCGACAAUACACUUUGGGAAUUGGAACUGCGACAGGACAAAUUGACGUCUGUGCCUAGCAGGUCGCUCAGAUACUUGCAGAAACUAAGGCUCCUGGAUCUGACAGGGAACGAGAUAACAGACAUUUCUGGUGACAAUUGGCGAGGUUUAGAACAUACGUUAACAACAUUGAUUCUAGCAGAUAAUUCUAUAGCGAAUCUGCCACUUGAUGCUUUCUCCAGCUUGCCUAUGCUAGAAACCCUGGAUUUGCAUGGAAACCAUUUGUCUGUGAUCGAUAGUGGAGUCUUCCGAGAUGGGAUGAGCAGACUUAAUAGGCUCCUUCUGGGAGACAACCAACUGGCCUACAUUCCGUACGAAGAACUAUCGCCACUACGUCAGCUGAGGUUCCUGGAUCUUUCUAACAAUCUGAUCAAGCAAGUCCCGCCGGCUCAUGAUCUGAAUGGAAUCAAACUGUCUUUGGAUUCUUUGAAGUUAGACAACAACCUUAUCAAGAUACUGUAUCCAGGGUCGUUCAAGUACUUCAACAUUUUGAAUUACACCUCUUUGGAUGGGAACACCAUUUAUGCUUUGAGGGAAGACGCCUUCAGAAACGCUAAGAUCAAAACCCUCUCACUACGGGAUUGCAGUAUAUCGGAAUUGUCACCAGCUUCCUUCGCUGGACUAGAGAACAGUUUGCAGAGCUUAGAUCUGUCUGAGAACAACUUGACCAUGAUAUCGAAGUUCAUGCUAAAUAAACUGGAUUCUUUAAGGUUCUUGAACUUGAGAGAAAAUAAGGUCGAUGUAAAUCUACUGACAUCAACUACACCAUCAGAGUACUCUACGACGUCGUUCAACAACUUCCAAUACAAACUGUUUUAUUUGGACAUCAGCAGUGCCAGCUCCAUUGAAAUGAGCCUGCAGGAUUUUAGAAGAAUGAGAUCACUCCGCUACUUAUCAAUAAGCAAGCUACUCCGGCAAAGUAUAAGGACAGAAGAUUUCCUAGAAUUUGGAGUGGAACUAGAAGACCUGAAGAUAUUCGGCAGCACAGUGACCAGGAUAGAAUCCAGUGCCUUCCAACACGUUAGGACUAUCAAGACCCUGGACUUGUCGGAGAAUAAUAUUGAGUUCAUUGAUCCAUUUGCUUUUGCUGAGUUACACAGCCUAACAACGCUAAAGAUGGCAAACGGUCUAGCAGACGUUGUGAAGAUAUUACCAUUUGAACCACUGAAAGCCCUAAUAGAACUACAAUACUUGGACUUAAGCAACAACAAGUUGAAGAAUGUUCCAGACACGUCCUUCCAUUUCUUGUACAAAUUGAAACGCUUGAACUUACAGGACAAUUAUAUUGAUCACUUCUCUAAAGGGACUCUGCAGGGUGACAUACACGUACAAUUAGAAAGCAUAUGCCUAUCCCAAAAUCAAAUACGACAAAUAGUUCAACAUGCAUUCGUUGGUUUGAAAGAGCUACAAGAAGUAUUGAUAGAAGAUAACUUGAUAGAACUGAUACAAAGAAGAGCUUUUACCAGCCUUGAUAAUCUGAAGAAGAUUAAUCUGAAAGGAAAUAGGAUUUACGAAAUCAGUGAAGAAGCAUUCCAGAAUAUUCCAGCUCUCACUGAGUUGGACAUUUCAUUCAACAAUCUUGACACGUUCAAAUUCUCAAUAUUCGAUCAAGUUGGGUCUGCCACGGCUUUGAAAGUCAACGCUUCAUACAACAGAAUCAUUACGUUAACCGAUUCAAAUGCCCCAAGUUUCUUUACAUCUAACUUCUACCCACCACCUAAAGCCCAAAGUCUCGGAACAGUCUCGGUCAACAUCAGAGUUUUGGAUUUCUCGCAUAACAAUAUUACCUACAUCGCACCUUAUUACUUUAGGCAUGCAGAUCUGACAUUGACUGAACUCCAUCUAUCUCACAAUAAGCUGAGAAAUAUAACUCGCGAAGUAUUCGGAUCUAUGCACAUGCUUCAAUACUUGGAUCUGUCGCAUAACUACAUCUACCAAAUGGAAUAUGAUUGCUUUAAGAGAGUUAAGAAUUUACAGAUCAUAAACCUAUCUCACAACCAUAUUAUUGAGCUCCCAGUGGAAAUAUUCCACGACAUGCAAUCGUUGACAUCGGUAGAUUUGUCCGAUAACCACAUCAAGAAUUUGGCUGACAAUCUCAUACCAUCACCAGCCUUAGAAAGGUUAGACUUAUCUGACAAUGGACUAUCAAGAAUACCAACGAAUUGCUUAUCACCUGCAGCUUCAGCCAAUUUAGUGGAAUUAGAUUUAAGUGGCAACACCAUACCAGCCGUGGCUUUAGGAGACUUGGUCCAACGAUACCGGAACCCUGAUCAGUUGGGCGAAUACUGGCCCGAAGAGCCCGACUACAGUGACGAGUAUAUGUACCACACCGCUAGGCGAGAUCACACCAGAGUGUUCCACCAAAAAAAACAAUACCCGCAGAAUAUUUUGUACAAGUCUCUAGCCUGGUUGGACUUAUCGAAUAACCAUCUAGUAAGGAUAGAAGGUGGAUCCUUCUCUGCUUUGCCUAAACUGCGGUGGUUGGACCUCAGUAAUAAUUCACCUUUCAAUUCUGGAGAAAGAGGUACCACUAUCUUCAAAGGACUGGAGAGAAGACUGUCCCAUUUGGGGCUGAAGAAUGUUAGCUUGCUUUCGGUGCCUUCGAUGUCAUUAUCGAAAUUGAAGAGUCUGGACUUGUCAUACAAUAAUUUGCCUUCGAUUCCUCCUGAUACAACUGCGAACCUUACACGUCUUCGAGCAUUGGACUUAUCUUACAACGAUCUUACUGCUGUACCUGUGGCAACACAUUCGUUGAGUGAUCUCCGUUGGCUGUCUUUGUCUGGUAAUCCCAUCAGUGCCUUAAUGAAUACGAGUCUCUACGGAGUAUCUCCUCGCCUUGAAUAUCUGGAUGUGACUCAUUUAAGAUUGAGGAUACUUGAACAUGGAGUGUUUAGCAAGAUGUAUGGUCUAAGAACUCUUAAAAUAUCAGCAUACACAAAUGUGAGAGAAUUCAACGUACCAAAGUUACUAUCAUACAACACAGGCUUAGAGAACUUAUUGAUAGACACCGAUUAUGAUAACGUGGAGUUUGGCAAAGAGAUGUAUGGGCCACUGCCGAAUAAACUCGAUAAUAUCACCAUCACUGGCAGAUAUUUGAAGUAUUUGACGCAGUACUUGUUAAGCGGAGUCCAAUCCAAGGUACUCCGUCUCACAGUGUUCAACACAAGCGUAGAAGAGAUAGCAAGUGAAGUGUUCUGGAGACCAGGCAGAGUCACCAACUUGACCCUAGACCUCAGGAACAACGACAUCAUGAGGGUGCCCAACCCUUCGCAGAGACCGUGGCCAAAGGUCCCAAACACGGUGUUCCUUCAAGAUAUUUUGAUUGCUGGCAACCCAUUGACUUGCGAUUGUGGGAUUGGUUGGAUAAAGGCCUGGGACCGGAAAAGAAGGCAGUACCUCUGUGACAGCCCGUCUGACUGCAUCUCGACGCGCGAUGACGUCAGAUUCGCCACAUGUCCCACUUAUGACAACAGAACUUUUGCUGACGUUCUGACGAGAGAUCUGGAUUGUGAAUGGAACAAAGGAUUCCUAGGAUCACCCAACUUCUACAUAGUGUUAGGCAUGACAAUCCUAACGUGCUUGUACAUAUGAGGAUUAUUCUGGCUACUUAGGGUAUACGAGGAAUUCAACCUGAUUUUGGCAAGGGUGUACAAUUCUAGCAUCUAGAGGCCUCAUCAAGACGAACUCGUAUAUUUAUUAGGAACAAAUCAAUUUUUGUACAGAAUUAAAUUCUGAUGCUUACCUACCAACUUUUCGAUAUUUCGAAAUUAGCAAACUAUCAUAGAUUAAACCCGAAGAAGAUUUUUAUUAUUCCGUUAAAGAAAUAUGUACAUAAAAUCAAAUGCAAUCGUUAGGAAUUGUAAGAAUCUUCUACGAUCAAAAAUAUAUCCAGAUAAGAGUGAGAUGAGAUGAUUUCCAUACUGUACCUGUUGCUGUGGCCUACAUACUGAGUCUUGGUCUGGGGAUCCUGAAUAGCCAAAUCCUAGUUAGUGUUAGUGAAACGGAAGUAUAUGCUUUAAGACUUGAAGUCAGGACAUUGACAGAUGACGGAGAAAAAGUGACUUUUGUAUACUUAAGUGAUUGCGAUAACUCUAGUGAAGCCUACUAAAAUGUGAUUUAUCGUUUUAAAAAUGGAAAGCAGAUGUGUGAUCUCAGAACAGUUGGAUAUGUUACCGUAACUUCAUAACUCUUAGUAAAUUACAGUUUGCGUUCCCCCAAAACCUAUUUUGCGUGUGUAGUUUUAAGAUUAUAAUUUCUACAUUUCACGCAUUUCGUGCACUGCCUUACAUAACGAAUUUUCUGUGAUUAUUGUCCAGAGUUUAUGUCCAACUUGUAUGGUGCGUUUGGUUUCACGAUAUUGUUAUGAACCGCGUCUGGAAGUGCACUUAAUGUGUUUUAGAAGUUGCAUUUACGUCGAUUUAUAAGAUAAGUUCACACGAAAGCAAUGACUUAAUUAUGAUCGUCUAAGUAGACUGCAUUCGCUCGAAUGGUAUAUGUGUUCGUCCAUUAUUAAGAGUAAUAAUAUUAUUUAUAGAUGUAUUCAUUUUUGUAAUAGGUGACUUUAGGUGUAGACUAAUCAGAUCAUUUAUAAAGAUUUCCUUAUAUAAAGUAUCUUUAACUAUUUCUUCAUCGACAUUUAUUUCUUCGUACGUAGUUGUUUUGAUAUCAUCGAUUCGAUGGUUUUAAAUAACAAAUUCUUGUACAAAUAAAGUUUCAAACUCAUCUUUCAUAACGCCUAUAUUCAGAGUCACUGUCUUCAAUACGAAAGCUUAAUCCUAUUCUAUUUACUCUUUAAUAUUUUUCAUUGUUUAGCUGUUUACAAAGUCUAUCUGGUUAUUGUUGGAUAAACAUAUUUUAUUACAUAUUAUGUAUAAAUUAAUGUGUCAUUAGCUGUUAUUGUAUCGGAGCAUGCUGUAAUAUAUACAUCAUUGUACGUAUAUACUAGGAUUUUAUCGACUGAAUUUAAGUGUUUCGGAGCUAUAUCGCUGGUUAUUGUGUAAGAAAUGUUGUUUGUAUGAUGUCCAAUGUGGCUUGUUUUUAUUGUUGCGUCGCUUAAAUAUUUUGGUCACGUUUUAAUUUUUUCUACUAAUAUUUUAGACAUGCACGCUAGCAAUAGUUUAGUCGGUUGAGAGUUGCAUGUUACUCGUAGCUUUCUUAUACAUUUCUAUAACUGAGUGAGUUCAAUUGAAUACCUCUUCUUCAGUGGUCCAGUUUGUGCUGUCAGGCCUAUUGUUGACUUUUGUUUUCAAUGCCAUUUCACGAUGCACUGAUUCUGUUUCUCAUUUCAAGGUCAUUCACGAAACAAUUUUUAGUAUCACGCCAGCGUUAAGUUUGGUAUUGAAAACAAAGGGAUGUCGUUGUAACAAUGAAUAUAUUUUGUGAUAUAUAUUAAUCUCUAAUCCUUCUAUUUUUGAUAAAGCCUACAAUGAAUAUUGCUGAACUAAACGGGAAUUGUAUAGCUGAAUAAAAUUGUCAUUAUGGAUAAAGUUACCGCUUCUGUAUAGUUAAACAGACCGCAAAGUCAAUUGUUACAUAAAAUAUUUUUCCUUCGAUGGUACUAAAUGUUAUAUUGUAUUUUAUUCGAAUAAUAGCUUGCUUAACUAAUUAGUGUUUAAAUCGUAGACCGGCAUCAUGUGAUUUUUGACCAAUGAUAGCUAAAAGCAUAAUUCUGUGGUCGGUUUAGUUGAAAUAGUAUUUCUUGAAAGCUCCCUGCAAUACUCAAACUUGUUGCAACUUCAAAUUAAUCUAUGUAAGGUAAAAAGGAAUGUACAUUAUAAACUAACGGUUAUUACAUAAACUUUGGUACGGUUUUACAAAGGCUUGAUGUAAAGAUAAAGAGAAACCUCAUUGCUUAUUAGUGCCAUCAGUAGCAAAACUCGGUUAUAACGAGAACAUACAAAUUAUAUAAAAUCUUCUGCAAGGUCCAUUGUGAUAGAAAUAGCUAGUGCCAAUUUAAUUAAAUAAAGUAUUUGAAUAACAAUAAUCUUUGGAUGGAAAUGUAAUUUUUGUUUUGCGAUUGGAAUCGUGAGAUGGGAAUUACUGAUGCUCAGAUGCGAUUGUAUGAAAACUUACCAAGUUAUUUAAAAUAUAUUAUUUAAAAGGUGUAGGAUAGUCUAUAACGUUCUAAAGGGUACAUAUUAGCAUUAUCACAAAAAUCUAUAGUACGAUAAUUCAGUUGAAGCCAUAAAAUACUGUCAGUAUUAUUUGGUCGGUGGCUUAGUUUUAAGAGAAAAUAAAUCAUCUAACAUUACGAUUCUUGUGUUUUGUUUGUUAUGUUUUACUUUAUAAGUGUAUGGUCCAAUCGUAAAAUAAAACUUACUGAAAAAAUACUUAUGUUAAGUUUUCAAUACGGUUUUAACUUCCAUAAAGUGCUGUAAAUAUGUUUUAAAUACUAUUUUCUUUGUAAUUGAAAAUUAAGGAGAUUAUAAAAGUAAAGAGAUGCAUUCAUCGCUAUUUCAAUGAAUUAAAAUAUUAUUAUUUCAAGGGACGUAGGACGAAGGAGUGUUUUUGUCUUCACUACUUAAAAUAGUGUGAAAUAAAAAUAAGUUAUCAUUGAAUUAUUAGCGUAUUAAAAUAAAUUAUUGCGUAAAUAUUA